ACCAAUUUUUAACGUCAGUUUGAUUACAGGUGUUACUCGUGUUAGGUCGCGCUCCCAGCUGUCAUCACGCGACUUUAUCCUCCCCUUUGACGUUUCAUCUUCCCGCACAUUAACAUUUUAUUAUUUUGCAUAUAUUUUUCUCAUCUCUACGAUUCUCUGCAUGUUUAUUCAUGGGCGGGAAUCCAUUAUCGAGAGUGUGUUUAUUUAAAUUUUCGGCCAACGUGAAAUAAUACAAGUUAAAAGAAACAAGUGGCAUGACCACUUGAUAGUCGUACCAGCAUUUUAUACUCAAAAUGAGAAGGAUCUUUAACAUGUUCAGCAUGGUUCAAGCUAUCACGGUUCUGACAAUUCUGAAGAUGCUAGCAAAUGCCCAAACCACGUGUAACGGCGGAACUGGAAGAAUAGUUUACGAAAGACUACCGGAUCAACAACUCCAAGGUUUUGAUGAUGAAGUGGUCAGAGACACGGCCCCACCCUUCAGAGUUUUGGAAAAAUGUCAGGACCUGUGUUUACGUGACAGAGCAGCUGGCAAUAAUUUACAACGUGCUUGUUCAAGCUUUGAUUUCCAGCCUGGAAGUAGAAUCGCGUCAUUCAGCGGAACAGCAGAGUAUGAGGAAAGCACGUGUUAUUUAACGAGAGAACAAGCGCAACCAGAAGGAAUUGGCAAUUUAAUGCUCGUACCUAAUAGUGUUCAUUUUACUGAAGUUUGCCUAACAUCUAACCGAAUCGAAAGGGACUGUCCGAAUCGUCGGUACAUAUUUGAGAGACAUCCGAGAAAAAAAUUGAAACUGCCAAUGACUGAUGUCAAAGAAGUUAGUGCCACUAAUAGAACAGUUUGUGAAGACAGAUGUCUCAACGAAUUCAGCUUUGUUUGUCGUUCAGCAACGUAUGACGCUGUCACGAGAAGCUGCUUACUCAGCCGUUUUACUCGUAGAACACAUCCAGAACUUUUAGAGGAUGAUCCCAACUCAGAUUAUUUGGAAAACACUUGUUUGAACGCUGAAAGGAGAUGUGAUGGCUUAACAGUAUUUGUAAAAGAAGAAAAUAAAAGAUUGCGUGGUCCAUUUGAAGUUGACAUUUAUACAAACCUUACGUUGGAUGAAUGUCAAGCUUUGUGCUUGAGGGCUGAGAAAUAUUUCUGUCGCAGCGUUGAGUACGAUGAGCAAACACGACAGUGUGUGAUAUCUGAGGAAGAUUCAGUAUCGCAAAAAGAUGACAUUGGAAUAAGCAGCAGUCCAUCAUAUCAUUUUUACGACCUCGUUUGUUUGGACAAUCCUCCUUCCGUAGCACGUGGUUCUGAAUAUCCGGACAAUAGUGUAUCACCCCAUCUCUACCCGGACAGCAGACGUCCAGACACGGCAUUCCAGCGCUACCGGAACUCGCGUCUGAGUAGUGAAUUCCACUCUGAGAUAACCGGAAGAAGCUUGAGCGAGUGUCUAGAUGAAUGCUUGAGACAAACGAGCUUCCAGUGCCGAAGUGCUGUGUAUUCUGAACACUAUCGUACCUGUCGUCUGAGCAGAUUCAACCAGCGUGACGGACAUAGGAUUAUUUACGAUGCUGAUUAUGAUUACUACGAAAACCUCAUGCAUCAACACAUGGAUGGAGAUAGAGAUAAUCCUAGCUACAGGCCAGAUCCUGUAGGUCAAGAUACUAAUUUUGGAAGACCUUCUCUUGGACGACCAGGACAUCCAGAUGACUAUGAUAAAGGUUAUUCAAAUCCUCAAGGAGAUCGAUACCCAGAGUAUCAUUACCCUGGAGAACGUUAUCCUAACAGCAAGUAUCCAAAUCAAUAUCCUGAUGACCGCUAUCCUGACAGAUAUCCUGAUCGCUACCCAGAAAGACCAGACCGCUAUCCCGCCGGAGGAGAUCGAUUUCCAGCAGAUCGAUAUCCAGGAGGUGAUAGAUAUCCCAUGGAUAGAUAUCCCAGCGAUCGAUAUCCAGUCAGCGGUGAUCGAUAUCCAUCGAGCGGUGAUCGAUUCCCUGUUACGGGUGAUCGAUAUCCGGUACAUGCAGACCGAUAUCCACCUCCAGUGGGCGCAGAUCGUUACCCACCUUAUGGAGAUCGUUAUCCCAUUUCGGGAGACCGCUAUCCUGUCUCGAGUGAUCGAUAUCCCGUGGCUGGCGAAGGAUAUCCCAUCAGAGGAGACCGCUAUCCGGUCAAUGGUGAUAAUUACCCAUUGAUUGGGAUGCCGGGGUAUCAUAGAUAUCCUCCGGGAGGACAACGUUAUCCUCCUCCUACGGGACCAGGAAAUCGAUAUCCAAGCCCUGCUGAUAGAUAUCCAAUAAGAGAUGAGCAUUAUCCUGCUGUUGGAAACCGAUAUCCUCUUCCUCUUCCUGAUGAUUCCCUGAACCGGUAUCCCACUGCUGUACCUGGAGUUAACCGAAUUCCACCACGCUAUCCUACGGAUCGAUAUCCUGACAAGGAUGUUUUUCCCAACAGAGACCGAUAUCCUGGAUUACCAUCGAAUAGCUACGACGAUGAUGUAAGAGGCACUAAAGGCUAUGGUGAACGGCCUUACUACGGUGGCAAUGCUCCAGCACCAGCCCCAGUAAGACCUCUAGGGUUCGGUGGAUACCCUGACAAUUUAAUUGGUGGCGGAAUUGAUGGUUAUAUGAACGAAGGUGAUCCUUACAAUGCCCGGCCGAUUGGUACUGGUGGUGGUCCAAUUAUUGGUCGUCCACCUCUUCUCUCUCGUUGCGAUGAACAAGAGAACUUCCGACAGGUUGGCCAGAGAACUCGUGUCCGCAAGCCCUUUGUCAGGAGAUACACCACAGCCACAACGUUAACCGAGUGUGAACGAGAAUGUGCAGAUGCACGAGACUUUGUCUGUAGAUCAUUUAAUUAUCGUCCAUACGCCGCACCCUAUGGAGCCGAGAGAGACAACUGUGAAUUGAGUGACAGAGAUUCGAGGGAUAUGGCGAUGGGAAACCCGAUUUAUUAUGAUACAGGAUCAGAUUAUGACUUUUAUGAGAGAAACAGUGGAAGACAAGGGGUCGAUGGAGAGUGUUUGGAUGUAAGCCAAGUGUGUAGUGAAGAUGGGAUGGAAUUUACUCUGAGAACACCUGAAGGAUUUAUUGGUCGUAUAUAUACUUAUGGUUAUUACGAUCGUUGUUUCUUCCGAGGAAAUGGUGGUACUGUUAAUGUUCUUCGUAUUAGCGGACCACAGGGUUAUCCUGAGUGUGGAACAAUGCGGUAUGGAGACACGAUGACAAACAUAGUGGUUGUUCAAUUUUCGGACUACGUGCAGACAGGCAGGGACAAACGAUUCAAUCUGACAUGUCUAUUUCGAGGACCAGGAGAAGCAGUUGUCACGUCAGGCUACAUUGGUGCCGGGUACGCCAGAUCAGGAUCUCCAAUUCCUAUUGAGUAUCUUCCAGCUGAAAAUACCUUGAGCUCAAGAGUACGACUGCUGAUUCUUUAUCAGGGAAGACCGACUACGACUAUUGCCGUUGGUGAUCCUCUUACCUUCCGAUUGGAAGCACAGGAUGGAUACAAUUACCCAACGGAUAUCUUUGCCACAAAUGUGAUUGCCAGAGAUCCCUACUCUGGAAGGAGUGUUCAGUUGAUUGAUAGAUUUGGCUGCCCAGUCGACAAUUACGUUUUCCCGGGUCUUGAUCGUCUCCGAGAAGGAGACAGUCUCGAGGCACGAUUCAAUGCUUUCAAGAUCCCGGAAUCAAAUUUCCUGGUCUUUGAGGCAACCGUGAGAUCUUGUCGAGACGGAUGCCAACCAGCUUACUGUUCCGGAAGCGCUGGAAGGAGCGAACCUUCCUUUGGCAAACGCAGACGAAGAUCUUUGAACGAUACUGAUGAUGCAUUGGACGAACAUGAGAAACUUUCGACGGUGAAAAAUAGUACAGAGUUAAUAGAAGAUGAAGAUGAAAAAGAUGGAGAGGAGGAGCAUGUUCGAGAAAUGAUUGAAGUUCUUGACUCGCGAUAUGAUAUGUAUGAGGACAAUGUCAUUCAAAAACAAGUGGCUCCGCUGGAAACAAUUUGUAUCACUCCAAACGAAUAUUAUGGAUUGGUGACGGUGGUAGUGGGGCUGGUGGUACUCUUAACAUCCGUCGUACUUCUCACUCUAUUGAUUUACAGAAAAUAUGGAUAUCCAAUAGUUCGGAAGAACAAAAGCGUGGAUAAAGUAUUGAGCCGGAGUGUCAUCAACGAGGAAUCAAGUAGUGCUCGAGUGAAUAAUUUUUCUUUUAUGAGAUCUGGGCUUCAUAAACCAUUCCAAGCACCGUCGCUAAGUCAAAUUUUUAAUCAUCAAUUAUCGUCUCCCGAGAUGGAAGGAGCAGUGGGAUUGACAGUAAAUCGAAGGAGUGAUUUCGAUCCAAGCGAGCCGAUUUACACAGAUCCAUCAUUGUUUGAAGUUUCUCGGGACUCAUCGUUACAUCAAUCAAAGUCUGCGCGUAAUGAAAAUUUACAUCUUAUAUGAGACAGUAGUUUAAUUUAGGUGAUCACUAUGAAAGCUUAAACGUUUUCCGUUAACUAAUUAAUUAAAAAUCUUACAAAAAACAAGAUCGGAUAACGAUUAAAUAGCUCACUCAAUGUGAUUCAUCAUCAAUUAUACUUGCUUUUAUUCGAUAACAUUUUUGACAAUCAAUUAAAUCAUAUAGUUACAAAUCAAUUAUUUUCGUACUACUUUUAUAUUCAUUUUGAUCAUCGCGAUAUUGCAUUUAAA
Messenger RNA from Chelonus insularis, 4676 nucleotides. RefSeq names its product no mechanoreceptor potential A (gene nompA). The transcript has 18 exons. Bases 294 to 4430 code for a protein of 1378 amino acids. Lineage: Eukaryota; Metazoa; Arthropoda; Insecta; Hymenoptera; Braconidae. The record is from RefSeq and is a predicted model, not a curated record.